CCAACAACAACAUCACAAGAUGGCCAAGGUCACCCCGGCCGGAGAGAACGCAGAGCCCCAACUGCGCAAUGAAGCUGCCCACGGCGUGUGUUUCUACACGCCAGCUCAAGACCCUUCAGCCGGAACCGCCGCGUCGCCUCAGCCAAGUGGAAAGCCAGUGCCCAAGCUGUUCACUCCGCUCCAAAUACGCGGCAUGACAAUGCAGAACCGCAUCAUGGUCAGCCCCAUGUGCCAGUACAGCGCUCACGAGGGCUUCCACACCAUGUGGCACACCACUCAUCUGGGCGGUAUUAUCCAGCGCGGACCAGGCCUCACCGUAGUCGAAGCAACCGCGGUGCAAGCCAACGGGCGCAUCACACCCGAAGACUCCGGCCUCUGGCUCGACGCGCACAUCGACCGGCUGCGCGAGCACGUCGCUUUCGCCCACAGCCAAGGACAAAAGAUCGCCAUCCAACUCUCCCACGCGGGACGCAAAGCCUCCACCGUCGCGCCCUGGCUAAGCAGAGGCUCCACCGCAACCCGCGAGGCAGGCGGAUGGCCCGACGACGUCGUAGCACCAAGCGCGGUGGCGUACGACGCGCACCACCCUUCGCCGCGGGAGAUGUCCCUGGACGAAAUCGAGCAGGUCAAGGCUGAUUUUGUCGCUGCCGCCCGCAGGGCUGUCAAGGCAGGGUUUGACGCGGUUGAGAUCCACGGUGCGCACGGGUAUUUGCUGCAUCAGUUUGUGAGCCCGGCGUCGAAUCGCCGGACGGAUCGGUACGGUGGGGAGUUUGACAGCCGGGUGCGGUUGGCGUUGGAGGUUACCGAGAUGGUGCGGGAGGCGAUUCCGGAGAGUAUGCCGCUUAUGUAUAGGAUUAGUGCGACGGACUGGUUGGAGGAGGAUGAUGAGGUGGGGCCGGGGUGGACGGUGGAGGAUAGUAUCCGGCUGGUCCCGCUGUUGGCGGAACGGGGGGUUGAUGUGCUCGAUGUGUCGACCGCGGGGAACCAUCCGAGGCAGAAGAUCAAGGGCGGGCCGGCGUACCAGGCCCCCUUUGCCAUGGCCAUCAAGAAGGCGGUGGGGGAUAAGAUGCUUGUUGGCACGGUGGGUGCUAUCACGACGGGCACGUUGGCUGAGGAGCUGGUGAGUGGUGGUCCGGAUCCUGACAAGGCGUUGGACUUUGUGGCGGCCGGCAGGAUGUUUCAGAAAAAUCCUGGACUGGUGUGGGCUUGGGCUGAGGAGCUGCAGACGUCCAUCUACCUGCCUAAGCAGAUCGGCUGGGGCUUUGGCGGGCGGACUAGCAAACCCAGUCACCACUGA
Messenger RNA from Canariomyces notabilis, 1297 nucleotides. Its product is annotated as FMN-linked oxidoreductase. Gene Ontology annotation, molecular function: NADP binding; NADPH dehydrogenase activity; FMN binding. Gene Ontology annotation, cellular component: intracellular anatomical structure. The coding region runs from base 20 to 1297 and encodes 425 amino acids. The transcript is spliced from 2 exons. NCBI's taxonomy places the organism in Eukaryota, Fungi, Ascomycota, Sordariomycetes, Sordariales, Chaetomiaceae. The record is from RefSeq and is a predicted model, not a curated record.